Molecule: messenger RNA, 2087 nt
Organism: Danaus plexippus (monarch butterfly)
Lineage: Eukaryota; Metazoa; Arthropoda; Insecta; Lepidoptera; Nymphalidae
Gene: hry
Product: protein hairy
Exons: 4
Coding region: 98-811 (237 amino acids)
Biological process (GO): regulation of transcription by RNA polymerase II; anterior/posterior pattern specification; regulation of neurogenesis
Cellular component (GO): nucleus
Molecular function (GO): DNA-binding transcription factor activity, RNA polymerase II-specific; protein dimerization activity; RNA polymerase II cis-regulatory region sequence-specific DNA binding
Source: RefSeq, a predicted model, not a curated record
CAGUGCUCAGUGUUACAGAGACGGCACACCACAAGCCACACGCCAGUCGCGCGUCGACCGCCGUGCGUGUCGCACGUGUAGUGAGUGUUGUGACAAUAUGGUGACUGUAGCGAGCCCGCAUACAGACAUGCAGGAGGCGAAGAAGACAGAUAACAGACGGAGUAACAAGCCUAUUAUGGAGAAGAGAAGACGAGCGCGUAUUAACAACUGCUUGAAUGAAUUGAAGGCAUUAAUACUUGAUGCAAUGAAAAAAGACCCGGCGCGACAUUCAAAAUUAGAGAAGGCAGAUAUUUUGGAGAUGACUGUCAAACAUUUGGAGGGUCUGCGAUCUGAAGGCGCCGGUUCCCCCGACCGCUUCAAGGCUGGUUAUAGACAUUGUUUGUCUGAAGUGUCCAAGUUCCCCGGCUUGGAUACAGGCUUGAAGCGCCGCCUCGUGAAGCAUUUGGAGGGUUGUGUCAACGUGAACAGACCGCUCACAGCGCCGACCCCGCCAUCAGACGUCGAUGAUACAUCACACUCUACAAUAUUCAUAUCAGCUGGACCGGGUUCUGGGGUGCGAUUGGUGCCAACGAGAUUAUCUAAUGGGGAUAUCGCUUUGGUUCUACCAGCUGGAGUGAGCGCUAGUACGCUGGCAGCUGUUCCGACGUUACUACCGCUAUCACCUCGCGAGGUAUCCUCUGCGUCAUCGGAGCCUCGAUGUUUGUCACCCGCCAGUUCUGGUUGGGGCAGCCCUCCGCCAUCGGAGGAACAAGCGCCUCUCGCGUUGGUCACCAGAAGACAGCCAGAGGAGAAACCGUGGCGUCCGUGGUGAUUUCUAUGAUUACAAAUUAUAUAUCUGUGAUAUUAUUUUAAUUGUCGCUGGCUGAGUGAGUGAUUAGUUCCUAUGACGUUUCAGCAUGUAAAGCUAGGUCAGUAAAGUGUGAUAACAUUAGACUAUGGACUUCGUAUAGUUUCAGAACAAUAUUCUAGUGUUAGUCUUCCCUAAUAUUUUAUAGUGUUGUAAAUUUUAUAUGACAUCUAAGGCAGUAUUUCAUUAAAUCGGACUGACGUCCAAUAUAUUGACAGAUUAAUUUUUUUUUUUAUUAAAUAUCGUAAAUGUAAGCACUAAGUGCCAGUAGACAUACUUAACAUAUUUAUAUAAGGCAACACUGUCUCUUUCAGAUUUAGAAAAUUAAUUCAACUUGUAUGUUUAUAACAAUGGAAUGUUUAUUAAUAAAUAGAUAAGUAGAUGAUAAUGAAACUGAAUUCUGCGUGCCUUAUACAGCAAAAUCGUAUAGUCUUCCAAUUUUUAAGGUGUAUGAGUUAUUUUAGUUGCAUAGUAUAAAACUAAGAAAUGCUUAUAUAAUAUUGUUACCAUUUAGAAAUCGUCUUCACAGUUACCAGAAUAUGGACAAAAAGUACUCUUACCACAGGUUUACAUGUCGAACUUAAUACAUAUAGUAAAAAUUUUUCAUUCGUAUACCCAUUACCCUACAUUGAUAAUGUCACGUACGACUUCUUAUAAAUGAUAUAUUGGAAGCUGUGUGUGUUAGUUUCGAUUUGAGAGAUUGUGGUAAGGGCAGAGAUUGUGUUUUUUUUUUUGUAAAUAACCGACGUGAAUCGUAAAAUUACUUUCAUCAGAAUAUAUGAUAAAUCAAAAUUGAAUACAGCCAGCGUAUUUUAUUUAAUUGUUCUUAAUAUUUCAUAAGAAACUAAAAACGAUAUUGAGACAUUACAUUGACAAAAUAUUCCACGCUUCCAUUGCGAAUGAAGCCGUAUAAUAAAUAAAAAGAGAUAUAUUAUAGAUUUAUGUACUGAAUAAUUUAGUUCUUCCACACAUUAAGAAGUCGAUGGAGAAAAUCAUUUAGAUAAUGUCUAUGUCGCAUCCGAUUAUAACAAACUCCCCAACAUUUUAAUAAUCGUAACUAGACAUAAUGAGAACAAUAUUGAUAAAUAUUUUGUAAAUAUAAAUGUAUAUAAGUUUUCGGAGUAAAUGUCAAACUGUUUAUUUAAAUCCAGUGAUAUUAAUUUUAUUUAAGAUAAGUUGAUGUACCUAAAAGACGCGCCAUUUACCUAUGUAUGUACAAAUAAAAAAUAUUAUAAAUGUA